AUGGUUUUUACUGAAUUUCAUAACUUUCCACCCGCCUGUAUAUGCAUUCAAAUGUGUAUUGAACAACCCACGUACUGCUACCCAAAUGGCUGUUUAAAAAGAACUGAAAAUGAAAAGAAAUGCACAGGAUCCCAACCGGUCGUAGAUAGCAUAAAUGCAAAAAAUCGUGAGAAACCAAAAUCUUUAUUGUUUUUGGUUGAGAGUCAUAAAAAUUUUUUAGACAACAUAAAUCACGACGCUGAAGAAAAGACAAUUAAAACACAACCAAUGGAAAUGUCAUAUAAAACAAAUCCAUUUAAAGAAUUAGUUCUAAAAUAUAAGAAAGUACCGAAACUACAAAUGAAAUAUAAUUUGAGAGAGCAGGUGAAGAAUAUGAAAUACGACAAAUUAAAAAGAGACCAAAUAGACGUUUCAAAAACAAGAUGGCCGGUAAAUAAACAUCUGUUACACGGAAAGAAACCUAUUUAUGGAAUAAGACAUUACAAAAAAAAUAAUGAGAAGAGAAAGUCCAAGUUUUUAGCAUCUAUGUUUCCAGAAUUGGCCAGUGAAAAUAACUAUGCUCCAAAAUUUUACGAUAAAUAUUUAACUAAACGUGAAAAUAGUGACGGUGUUAAAGUUGAAAGUCUGUAUUUAUAUAAGACGGAGAAUGCAAAUUCACUUGAAACAUUAAUUGAUAGUUUGAUAGAAAAUACAUUAGAUUUGGGUAAGAACAAACAUAGUUCCAAUAUAAGUAAGUUAAAUGAUAUUGAUGAUAUUACGGAAAUCAAUCUUAUGAAUAUGCAAGAGCACAAAGAUCAAAUAAAACAGGAUCGUGACAAUAAUGGGAAGAUUAUUUCUACAAAACCAAUAAACGAAACCAUAGAUACAAACAAAUAUAUGCCUAACAUAAAUAUGACAGAUGAGAAAAAUUAUUUAGAAGUAAUCGCGUUCAUGUCGGAGGAGAUUGAUAAACAAAAUAAAGUAAGCUUGGAUAUGAUGGAACGAGUAACUGGUAAUACUGAAGGUAUGGAUGUUUGGAACAAUGUAUCGAAUCUUAUAUCAGCCACUCAAAUGACAACAGCUAUGACAGAAGAAGUUGAAAUUAAAACGUUAAGUAUUACAGAUAAAAAUAUUAUACCUACGACUCCUGCCAAGGUUGAAACGAUUCGUGACGUCCCAAGUACCACUUGUCGUAUUGUGCCUAUCGUAAAGUCGCCACUUAAAAGUAAACAAAGGAUUGUGCGUAAAUUAAGAAACAAAACUAAUAAAGUCUGA
Messenger RNA from Danaus chrysippus (African queen), 1254 nucleotides. Lineage: Eukaryota; Metazoa; Arthropoda; Insecta; Lepidoptera; Nymphalidae. The record is from the annotation of a GenBank genome assembly.